Messenger RNA from Suhomyces tanzawaensis NRRL Y-17324, 879 nucleotides. RefSeq lists its product as uncharacterized. The coding region runs from base 1 to 879 and encodes 292 amino acids. The record is from RefSeq and is a predicted model, not a curated record. The transcript has a single exon. NCBI's taxonomy places the organism in Eukaryota, Fungi, Ascomycota, Pichiomycetes, Serinales, Debaryomycetaceae.
AUGGUGGUGCUCGUGAUCCACCACCGUUCCAACCUCGCUGCCUAUCUCGCUGCCAUUGCGGCCACCCUCUACUACCGCCACUGGCGGUCGUUCAGAAUCGUGGUGGUAGAAAACAACAAUGUGACUCCAACUGCCACCGCCACGCCCUGGUGUGGCACCAACACCGUCAGCGACCUCCGCCUAGGUCACCACGACUUCGUGGUGUCGUAUCUCCUCCGUACCGUGCUAAUUGGCGAUGCUGAUACUGGCAUCGUCCCGCUAGGCUCCGUCAAUUUGGCGCCAUUGGCGGCUAAUGGGUACGGAGCAGUGGAUGGGCCUGUUCCCACCCAGUCGGUCUACGUGCGAGUAGCUGCCGGAAGCGAAGUUCCUGUGGGCAUGUUGUACCAUCCCAUAGUGGUGAUAAACCGCUUGCGAGAGGUUUUGGCCCCUGCUGUCACGUUUGUGUCGCUCAAACUGACCCAUUCUCUCCGCCAGUUGGUGGCACAGAUGGUGCCGGAAGACCAGGCAGUUGUACUUGAUUUCACAGCGAAUAGCCCUAUUUCUACGCUCCGAAACUUUGGUUAUCUUAUGAGUUCCAACCUCGUCGGUGUCCACCAUACAGGAGGACAAAGCAUGCCUCCUUCUGCUCUCUGGCUUCCACAGUUCAAGGCCAGGGUAGGUGUUGCUCCCAGAAAUCUCUGGAGGGCUAGAAGAGGGCCCAGUAUUAACAAUAGACAUACUUGCAUAGACAUAGAGCCCGAGAAGCAAGACUUGAUAGAAACGGAGCUAAUAUCGCAGUUGGACCUCAACUACUGCUUGCGGGUAUGCGACACCACGUUAGACAUUCUCGAAGGCUUGGUUAUGCGGGGCGAAAUCAGGGUGUUGUCCAAUAAAUUAUAA